AUGGCUGGCAACAAGCGAGCGUGGGAUGGCAACCUGAUAGCAAACCAGUCAAAGACAAAAAAUAUGGACACCUCAGCCGAUAUGCCUUCUAUCCAGACUAUCUUUACUGGCUUCCGCAAUGAGCUUGAUGAGCAUCAUGACCGAAGAGAGCGUGUUGUAAAAGCAUCCAGAGAUAUCACAGCUUUGAGCAAGAAGAUAGUCCGCAGUGUGAAUGCACCAAUCCCUCCAAAAAUUGCAAAGGAAACGGACGAUCGUAUCAAACAAAUACAAGAGCUCUUCAAGUCGAUUGAAGCAGACGUCUCUGGCGUCAACGCAUGGAGAUACCAUCAAAUCACAUGGGGAAUCCAGGAGUACAUCGAAGCUAUAUCGUUCCACCGGUACAUUGAGAAAAAACAACUCAUCACUCUGGAGGAGGUCUCACAGACGCUACCGGCUGGUAUUAAUGUAACAGAAGCAGACUACGUACUUGGGCUUUACGACCUGACAGGCGAAAUGAUGCGGUUUGCCAUCACUACGAUGACUACUGGCCGAACAGCAGGUGUAAAAGGGGGAGAUUCUACUGCUCAGGACAAGGCCCAGCAGUCUGAGGAACCUACGGGUGGGGAAGCAGUACUUUCUGAUCUACGUCAACUUCGGGCCAUGUUUGAACAACUCAAUGUUCCACGUGGCCUGAGUGGAUGGAAGGAAGUAGACAAGAAGAUUGAGGUUAUGCAAGCCAGUGUUGAGAAGGUGGAGAGAGCCGUGUAUGGGCUGUUAGUACGAGGAACAGAGCGUCCAUCUGGGUGGGUGCCAGACUUGAGCAGUGCAGCUGCGGUCGAGUCGCAUUAA
Messenger RNA from Nannizzia gypsea CBS 118893, 828 nucleotides. RefSeq names its product translin-associated protein X. The transcript is spliced from 2 exons. NCBI's taxonomy places the organism in Eukaryota, Fungi, Ascomycota, Eurotiomycetes, Onygenales, Arthrodermataceae. Gene Ontology annotation, cellular component: nucleus; cytoplasm. The coding region runs from base 1 to 828 and encodes 275 amino acids. The record is from RefSeq and is a predicted model, not a curated record. Gene Ontology annotation, molecular function: RNA endonuclease activity; RNA binding; sequence-specific DNA binding.